Messenger RNA from Anarrhichthys ocellatus (wolf-eel), 2747 nucleotides. Its product is annotated as glutathione hydrolase-like YwrD proenzyme. Bases 98 to 1786 code for a protein of 562 amino acids. The record is from RefSeq and is a predicted model, not a curated record. Lineage: Eukaryota; Metazoa; Chordata; Actinopteri; Perciformes; Anarhichadidae. The transcript has 12 exons.
GAAGUUGAGAGUCCUGUCAGUAACCAGUCCGGUACGGUUUAAUUGUCCCUGUUGUGUUGCCUUGUUUCUGCCAGCAGUCGCUGGUAGUUAAAGCGGGAUGGAUAGCGACUUGUCUUUCUCCUCUCGCCGGUCACCUGUUGUGUGUUUACACGGCUGUGUGGCAUCCAGCCAGCCGCUAGCUACCAGUAUAGGACUCGAUAUCUUGAAGCGUGGUGGUAAUGCAGCAGAUGCUGCGAUUGCUAUAGCAGCAGCACUGGUGGUAACAGAGCCGUGCAGCACCGGUCCUGGUGGAGACGCCUUCUGCUUGUUCUACAACGGAAACACCGGAGAGAUCAGAGGAAUUAACGGCAGUGGUCGUUCGCCCAGAGCUCAGACCCUGGACUUCCUGGAAGGACGUGGUUACACUGCGGAGGCACCUCCCUCACCUGCUGAUGCCUUGAAUGUCACAGUACCAGGGGCCCCUGCAUGUUGGUGCGAUACCGUGCAGCUGUUUGGCAGUCACAAGCUGUCCUUGCAGGAGGUGCUGAGCGGGGCGGUGGAGCUUGCAGAGGUGGGGUAUCCUGUUGCAGAGGUAACGGCUCACCACUGGGCAAAAUGGGUGGCUGCUCUGAGAGAUGAUGGGAAGGAACUAGGUGGAGACCUGCUGAUCGAUGGUCAGGCCCCCAAAUGUGGACAAGUAUUCAGAAACCCAACCCUGGCCCAGACCCUGAAGGAGCUCGGUGAGCGUGGCAAACCAGCUUUCUACCAGGGCAGAGUUGCCCAAGCCAUCGUCAAAAUCAUCAACCAAAAUGGAGGAGUCAUGACCCUGGAUGAUCUCAGUAGCCAUGACAGUGAGGUCAUCACCCCCAUAAGCACAGAGUACAAGGGUGUGCGUCUGUGGGAGCCGCCUCCUAACAGUCAGGGGUUGACUGCCCUACUGCUGCUCAACAUCCUGGAGAACUUCCCUCUCAAAGGCCAUAACAGCUCUGACUACAUCCAUGUACUGGCGGAGGCUGUGCGCUUGGCGCUGACAGACGCUCUGCGUUACCUGGGUGACCCAGAUCAUGCGAGCGUCCCUCUCGAAACCUUACUGGACAAGAGCUACAGCCACCAGCGGGCGCAGCGCAUCCGCAUGGACAGGGCCAUGGAAGAAGUGGAGCCUGGCCUGACAGCAGGAAGUGACACAGUCUAUUUCUGUGUGAUUGACAGUCAGGGCAACGCCUGCUCAUUUGUCAACAGCACCUAUAUGGGCUUUGGAAGUGGGCUGGUCCCUAAGGAUUGUGGAUUCUCACUACAGAAUCGCGGUGCAAACUUUUGUCUGCAUCGUAACCACGUUAAUGGUGUCGCUGGGGGGAAGCGGCCAUUUCACACCAUAAUACCUGCACUUCUCACUGACUCUGCAACCACGUCACAAAAACCACGACUCCUUGCUGCACUGGGAGUGAUGGGGGCAUUGAUGCAACCACAGGGACACGUGCAGGUGUUGUUGAAUAUGUUGGAGUUUGGGAUGAAUCCUCAACAAGCUCUGGACGCACCAAGAGUCUAUGUACAGUAUCACCACAAAACUGAUCAGUGGUCGGUUCAUUUGGAGGAAGGGGUCGGCCAGGAGGUAGCUGAGGAGCUGAGAAGACGGGGCCACAAAGUCAGCUGGCCAAUCACAGGCCACAUGAGGUCACAGUUUGGGCGGGGACAGAUCAUUACAGUGGGGGAUUGGUGGAACCCAUCUGUCAAUCAAGCUGAUCAUCCAUCCAGGGUGCUGUGGGCGGGAUCAGACCCCAGAGCAGAUGGAUGUGCUCAGGGAUACUAGACAUAAGUGACCUUCUCUCUUCUUCCCUAUAGAUGUCGUAUUCAAAUACAUUGAUCACAAAGUAUUCUGAAGUAAAUUCUUACACAUGAACUGUAGAACAGAGUUACUUUGAAUAUUUGCCGGUGACAUAAUUCACAGUUAUCGCCAACGUUUUUUCUUUGGCUUCUUUUAUGAAACCAUUUUUAUUUCCAUGUAAUAACUUGAGGACAACUCAGGUAAUCAACACAAUCGUAGCACAACACAUUAAACCUUUAUAAAGUGUCUCUUUCAUCACAUGUCUCCCCACAACCUCUUAUAUUCGGGCCACAUUUAUAAGCUAGGACGCUGUUUUGUUCGCUCUUAAAUGUAGAACAACCAAUCGUAAAAUACGUCUUUGUGUGACAUCACAUACAAAAGAUGCUCUUCCUCAACCCUGUCUUUUGGUUGAGAUAAUUAUCUGUUUCAAUGUCUUUACUUGGAUGCUGUUGGUGUAGAAACAAUAUAAUUACAUAUAUAACCCUCACAAAUUGAGUUUAGAUAAUGUAAUUAUGUGAUGUGAAUCAAGUCAAUCAGUGUAUCUCCGUUCAGAUUUGUUUUGCAUCAUUUUCCUACACCUUAAUAAAGUGAAGUAAAUGUACUGAUUUAACAGUCUGUAUUGAAAUGAUCUGUGAAAUAUGAUGGAUAUUUUUACGAUUUUAUGCAUUUUUACAAAUGACAAAUAAAUCAAUAUUUUCUGUACCUGAUGAAGAGCUGAUUUUGGUCCAAUAUGUCUUAUAAGAAAAGUACAAUGUUUUACCAGCAGUAGUUAAUACAGUUGGGAGUCAUUAGGGAAUUAUAAUUCAGUUACAGUUUUUUUUAAUUCAGCACCUAGAUAAGAUAGAUGUGUGUGUGUAUCUAACAGGUCCUAAUGGAGAUAUUGAUCAGUUGGUAUGUCCAACACUUUGGUCUAGAGAGCAAGAUCUCUCAGAAAAAACCUGUAUGU